Molecule: messenger RNA, 2766 nt
Organism: Clonostachys solani
Lineage: Eukaryota; Fungi; Ascomycota; Sordariomycetes; Hypocreales; Bionectriaceae
Source: the annotation of a GenBank genome assembly
AUGAUCCAGUUACAACAGUCAAAGGAAUGGCUUUUGAAAGGGGUCACUGAAGUUUCCCCUAGCCAGUCACGAGCGGACGGCACCUGCGAAUGGCUGCCUCAACAUCCCGUGUUUUCUGAAUGGCUUUCUGGGCUGAAUCCUAGAGCUCUAUGGAUUGAAGGAUUACCAGGCCGUGGAAAAAGUACAAUGGCUAAUUUCCUCCGACACUAUCUGGAUGAAUCGGGCAGAAGGACAAUAUUCUACGGAUUCCGUCGAUCUGGGUUGGCACCACGAUACACAAUCUUUUCGGCCCUCUUGUCGAUCAUGGCGCAGAUCCUUGGAACGUCUGUGAACAUAGAGCCAUCUAUUUCAGGUCCCGUAACAAAACUCGCCAACCGUUACCCUCGCGGGCCACAAGAAUGUUCCUUUGAAGAGCUCUUAGGCAUAACCCAGCACCUCUUCCAAAAUGAACCAGAUUGCAUUCUGAUCUUAGACGCCCUGGACGAAUGCUUGAACAAGGAUGUUUCUUCUCAAGUUUUCGCCAGAAAAUUUGUUCAGUCUUUGCACAACGUUGUUUCUAUGUCUCGGGGAAGACUUGUUAUCUUUUCCAGACCUGAGCCACACUUUUAUGAUAUUAUGAACUCCGCGCUAGUGAUUCAGCUAUCAUCUGAGUUGUUACUGACUGACAUCAUCAAGUUUUCGAAUUUAGAAUACGAGCAACUAGGUCUGUAUGCCACGGAAAACCUUUCUACCAUGGAUCAUAUCAAAGUACACUCCCAAGGGUCAUUCUGGUGGGCUAAGCUGUUUCUCGAACACCUGGCCAAUGCACCAGAUUUGACUAGCUUCCAUCAGCGGCUUGAUCACCCAAUCCCAUCCGUUGAAGAGUUUUACUCAGCGGCAUUGGAUGAAGCUUCACUUCGGAUGGACGAAGACCUAAAGAAUUGCCAGCAGAACAUCUUCACCAUCACGCUUCAUGCCCAGAGAGUUCUCAGCGUGCUGGAGCUCAGGGAUGCAUUGCAGCUUCCGAAAAAUCGACCUGGCGACAUCAUUUCCCGCAUAUGUCGGCCUCUCAUUUCAGUACAGGGAGACUGUGUUCAGUUCUCUCACCCCUCUGCUAGAGAGUUCAUCGAGUCCAGACAAUCCACUGGAGUUCUAUCACUUGGCCGUUCCGUUUUCCACCCUCACAACUUUAUCGCUGAGAUUUGCAUAAACGUGCUUCAAAGACAAGAAUAUGCAGAGCUGCAAGCGAUUUUGGCUUACUUGACAAGAAACCACGAUCCUUCAGGGUACUCAGCUGAUCCUGUACCCAGUCUCGGCCAAGACCUCUACAGCUAUGCCGCCAAAUAUUGGCAUGAACAUCUUUCCCAGGCCAAACGACCGAGCCACCAAGUCAUCGCUACUGUCAAGAAAUUCUUGCUUAGUUCACAAUUCACCCACUGGUGCGAGUAUAGUACGGCAGCUUUCGGGACAUUAAUAGGGGUCACGGGCCCCCUAGAUCGACUGAAGAUGUGGAAGCAAGAGCUUCCAAGUCGUCAGCAAGCCGAGUUAGACUUGGAGCAUUGCUACAAGUAUUCAUACUUGCAACUAGUGGAAGCCUGUAGACUUUCGACACCAUUGCACCAAUGCCUUGCUCGUAUUAGCCUCUGUUGCCACUACCUGAACUUUGGAUUGAUACGGGAGCAUGAUGAUCUUCUUGCCAUUACUUUAUCUAUAUUGCAGAAGCACUUGCCCCUUACUCACCCAGUCAUUUUGAGGAGCAAAUCUACUAUCGCAUUUUCAUACCUCCGGGACGGUAAAAUGCAAGAAGCUCUGGAUAUCUACUCUGCGCUUGUGCCACUACAGAAGGAAAUCUUCGGGGAGCAGAGCAUACAGUUCAUAAAUGCCCAGCAUUACUGCGGCGAGAGCCACUACUUCAUGGCCAAUUUUGAAGCCUCAUUGGUAGCAUUUCAUUCAACAGUGGAAGGGUUUUUAAAGACGCGGGGUCCCGCUAGCUGGUCAUAUAUCGCUGCUAAGCUAUGGUAUGGGCGGAAUUUGGCACAACUUGGCGAGGUCGAAUCUGCACUGCGGAUAUGGAAGGAUUGCUUGCAGAAACGGCUUGAGGACGAGGGGCCAAACGAUGAAUUCGCUGUCAACAUUCGGAUAGGGUUGGCAGAUUUGCUAAUGUUCGCGGAUCAAUCGAAGCCGGCGUUAUUUCUUCUAGAGGAGAGCCUUCCCGUCGUUCGCGCGUCCCGGUCGCUGAAUGACAUAUCGAGAUUAGACGCAGAAAUUCUUUUAGCCAAGUUACAUCACAAGCUUGGUAUGAGAGACCACGCCCGGAAGAGCGUUGAAGACUUGGAACGAAGCGGGUGUCUUGCAUCCCAUUUUCAGCGAUCUUGUCAGGUGUCACACCUAAAAGGGCUUCUCUUGGCCGCGGAUGGUUCAUAUUCCGAGGCCAGGGAUACGCUGAUGGCGGUCUUGAUUCGAACUGAGCCCGAGCAGAAUAACCUAUGUCUUCUAUGGAUGCGUCUAGAUUUGGCUGAUAUGAUCAGGCGUUGGGGCCCAGAGGAAGACAAGAAUACGGCAGCUGCCCUCUUUGACAACAUCGUCAGAUAUAAAUCACAGCCUCGUGGCCAUCUGAUUUGUGAGGAGCCUGAUUCUCCAAAGCUAUUGGCGGCAGCGGAGGAAGCGCUAAGAUACACAAGAUCCAAACAAUAUGCCAUGGCGGAGGAGGUGCUCGCCUGUGAGAAGGUUGAGUGGGUGCGCCCAAGUGACCUCUGGAUGUGGUAUACAGAACUGGUUUUUAUAUAG